AUGUCAACAGCCAUGCGAAUAGUCUUUACUAUGCUUGUAUUACUCGCGGUGGGCGAGGCUGCUAAUGUGUAUCAAACCUUAUACAUCGAUAAGAUUCUUCCUUACCCAGAAUCGAGUAAACCGGUUAUUUCGGCUAAUUCUAGUUUUCCUGGGCCGUUAAUAGAAGCCUAUCAUGGGGACACUCUUGUUAUAAAAGUGAUUAAUCGAUUAAGUGUUGCAACAACCAUGCAUUGGCAUGGGUUAUAUCAAAUAGGUACUCCUGAUAUGGACGGUGCAGUUGGUGCAACGCAAUGUGCGAUUCCACCUGGUGGAAAUUUCACAUAUAUAUUCAAAGCUGAUCCUCCUGGUACCGCUUGGUAUCAUGGUCAUAUGUUUGAACAGUAUACAGACGGUUUAUUCGGACCAUUAAUUAUUCGACGACAAGUCGAACCAAAUCAUGAACAAUAUGACACGGAACAAUUAUUCGUGAUAUCAGAUUGGUACAAUUAUCCCGCACGUGGAAAAUUAACAAAUUGGUACUUAAGUUCAAGCAAUCCCGAUGGUAUCGAGCCAUUACCAGAUGCUACUGUUGUCAAUGGAAAAUUUACUAAAUCAUUAUUUAUAUCAGCAUCUCGCUCAUCGAGGAUUCGAUUUAGAGUGAUUAAUGCUGCGUCUUUGUCUAUGUACAAAAUUUCGAUUGACGGUUUGCCAUUACACGUGAUUGAACUUGAUCAACAGGACACUGUCCCGUACAACGUUAGUUCAUUUGCUCUUAAUGUGGCACAACGUGUUUCUUUUUACAUUGAUCUCAGAGAAUUAGAUUCGAUGUAUGGUCCAUCGAGUUUUUCAUCGACAAAUUCAAUCUUUAUUCGAAUUGAGGCAAUGACUGAUAUGUAUCCUGUCGACAUAUUGAACUACGUCGCUCCAUAUGCCACUCAACGUUAUGCACAUCCUACAUUCUUCAACCCCUUGUAUCUAGCCAUAUUAUCACUUGAUUCAACCAAUUCCAUGCCGAUUUAUGAACCCCGAGAUCCAACUCCAAUACUUUCAAUGGCAAAUCUUCCUUCAGACACCAAUAUGUUAGCUGCUCGACCAUUCAAUCAAUCUAAUUACGUGAUUCCCAAUGCUACACAUUACGUGAAUCUUGUAGCUAAAUUUGCUUUGGAUGAUACUGGAAUCAAUCGCGGAUAUAUUAAUGAUGCUACAUACGCUUUCCUAGGAAACUACACAAGAGUAAAACCGACUUUAAUUGUAGGAAUCAAACCAGUGAAAAAAGAGCCGCUACUUCAUCAAAUGGCAACUCGGCCCAAUACACUUGAUUUACCUUCACCUCGUAUCCAACCGGGAAGUCCAUUGCCAACGAUUCAAAAUAAUGGAUACGGAAAUUAUCUAAUUCCAUACGGAGCUGUUGUCGAUAUUUUUUUAAACAACACAGACGGUGGUGAACAUCCGUUUCACUUACAUGGUUCUAGUUUUUGGGUUAUAUCAACAUCUGAAUAUCCAACGGCUGAGAAUUUAUAUAGUCGAGCUUAUAUCAAACGAGAUGUAGUGAGUGUACCAGCUGUUGGAUGGGCUAAAAUACGAUUCGUAGCUGAUAAUCCAGGUGCUUGGAUGUUUCAUUGCCAUAUCGAAUGGCAUAUGGCUGCAGGGCUCAUGCUUACUUUCAUCGUUUCGCCUAACCAGUUGUUGGCUCAAGGUUACACGAUUUCAAAUAGCCAAAUUGAUUUGUGCAAUGCUGCAUAA
This is a messenger RNA of Rotaria sp. Silwood2, 1722 nucleotides long. The record is from the annotation of a GenBank genome assembly. Lineage: Eukaryota; Metazoa; Rotifera; Eurotatoria; Philodinida; Philodinidae.